GACAGACCGAACAUAUAAGAAGGAAACCAGAGAUCUGGUGCUAUUACGUCCCAGAGUCUAAGGGAACGAAUAAGCACAGAAUUAAAAGCAUUCUUCAGCCUGAUUUUUUAAGGAGUGCACUUAGGAACUAGCCAAGCUGAUUUAUGAUAACUAAGUUUUAAACUCCAACAACCAAAGACAGUAAGAAUUAGGAGCUGCUGACAUUUCAAUAUGAAGGGCAACUUCACCCUGGCCACCAGUAGCAAAAACAUUACCAGCAGUCUUCACUUUGGACUUGUGCACACCUCUGGCAACGAGUCGGCCUUUAACUGCUCACAUAAGCCAUCAGAUAAGCAUUUAGAUGCGAUUCCUGUUCUCUACUACAUUAUUUUCGUGAUUGGAUUUCUUGUAAAUACUAUUGUGGUUACACUGUUUUGUUGUCAAAAGGGUCCUAAAAAGGUUUCCAGCAUUUACAUCUUCAACCUGGCAGUGGCUGACUUACUGCUUCUGGCUACUCUUCCUCUCUGGGCAACCUAUUAUUCUUACAGAUAUGACUGGCUCUUUGGCCCUGUGAUGUGCAAAGUGUUUGGUUCUUUCCUGACCCUGAACAUGUUUGCAAGCAUUUUUUUUAUCACCUGCAUGAGCGUUGAUAGGUACCAAUCUGUCAUCUACCCCUUUCUGUCUCAAAGAAGAAAUCCCUGGCAGGCUUCUUAUAUUGUCCCCCUUGUUUGGUGUAUGGCCUGUCUGUCUUCAUUGCCAACAUUUUAUUUCCGAGAUGUCAGAACCAUUGAAUAUUUAGGAGUGAAUGCUUGUAUUAUGGCUUUCCCACCUGAGAAAUAUGCCCAGUGGUCAGCUGGGAUUGCCUUAAUGAAAAAUAUCCUUGGUUUUAUUAUCCCUUUAAUAUUCAUAGCAACAUGCUAUUUUGGAAUCAGAAAGCACUUACUAAAGACCAAUAGCUAUGGGAAGAACAGAAUAACUCGUGACCAAGUCCUGAAGAUGGCAGCUGCUGUUGUUCUGGCGUUCAUCAUUUGUUGGCUUCCCUUCCAUGUUCUGACCUUCCUGGAUGCGCUGGCCUGGAUGGGUGUCAUUAAUAGCUGUGAAGUUAUAGCAGUCAUUGACCUGGCACUUCCUUUUGCCAUCCUCCUGGGAUUCACCAACAGCUGCAUUAAUCCCUUUCUGUAUUGUUUUGUUGGAAACCGGUUCCAACAGAAGCUUCGCCGUGUGUUUAGGGUUCCAAUUACUUGGCUCCAAGGGAAGAGAGAGAGUGUGUCGUGCCGAAAAAGCAGUUCCCUUAGAGAAAUGGAGACCUUUGUGUCUUAAAAGUGAGGCAGGAAUGCAGGUUAUCAACACGGCUUCAUGACUUGAGGUCUCCUUGAAUUACCUUUUAAUAGCUUUCGGAAAGUAAUGUUGCUUCCCUUAAUGGAAACUUGUCUCACUCUUCUAGAUUAGGGAACCAAAUGCAUGUAAAAGUUUUAUCCUCUAAUGACUUUCAAGAAUUGUCACCCCACCCCCUUCCUUUUCUUGGUCUGUUGGUAUGAGACUGUCAUAGCGAGAC
Messenger RNA from Condylura cristata (star-nosed mole), 1534 nucleotides. It is a transcript of the gene AGTR2, whose product is annotated as angiotensin II receptor, type 2. The coding region runs from base 211 to 1299 and encodes 362 amino acids. The record is from RefSeq and is a predicted model, not a curated record. Gene Ontology annotation, biological process: immune response; blood vessel diameter maintenance; inflammatory response. The transcript is spliced from 3 exons. NCBI's taxonomy places the organism in Eukaryota, Metazoa, Chordata, Mammalia, Eulipotyphla, Talpidae. Gene Ontology annotation, cellular component: membrane. Gene Ontology annotation, molecular function: angiotensin type II receptor activity.